Mollisia scopiformis is the source of this 2499-nucleotide messenger RNA. Its product is annotated as glycosyltransferase family 2 protein. Gene Ontology annotation, molecular function: hyaluronan synthase activity. Bases 269 to 2026 code for a protein of 585 amino acids. Gene Ontology annotation, biological process: extracellular matrix assembly; hyaluronan biosynthetic process. The transcript has 2 exons. NCBI's taxonomy places the organism in Eukaryota, Fungi, Ascomycota, Leotiomycetes, Helotiales, Mollisiaceae. The record is from RefSeq and is a predicted model, not a curated record.
GAAAUUUCCUCGUCUCAUGCAAGGCAGCAAACGGUCAUUUCUCUCGUACGGCGUUAUUCUACCAGCUAAGGCUAGGCUUCUCAAGUGGAACCCAAUCGGAGUUUGAGAUGCGGGACGGUUUCUCAGCCUUGGAAGUCGUGGUACAGUAGUCGUUUAUAAGAAUCUCCGAGCCCGUACUACGUCGGUGGGUGAUACUUGAAAUAUUUUCCAUCUCACAGUCGUUCGUUCGUUCACUUUGUGUCGUUGUCACUCGUUUGUUUUGUGCAAGAUGGCUAUUCUUCCAUCUCGUCCUUCGUGGACUCAUCAGUUCCUGAAUGCGGUGUUGUGCGUGGUGACUUUUACGAUUAUCUUUCUAUAUUUCCGCAGAUAUGUGGCGGCGUUCCCGAUUACACUUGAGAGUAUAUGGCAGAUUUCGUUGGCGGAGGUUAAUAGACGGAAGAACGUCAAGCGGAUUCAGAGGAUUACGCCUGUGCUGGAUGAGGAGAGUGGGAUGGGAGAGAAGAAGUCCGUGGUGAGGCAUAUGGCAUCUGUGGUGGGAUACCGGGAAGAGCCGACACUGUUCAAGAAAUGCUUGCAGAGCUACCGAGGAUCUCCAGGACUGGAGAUCGUGUUGGUUGGCAUUGAUGGAGAUCAAGUUGAGGAUAUGGAAAUGGUCCGGAUUGCAGGAGAGGUCUUCCCAGAAACCAUGGUCAAGAUCCAUAUCGAAGAACCCUACGGCCCCCUCGCAGUCCGCCUCGCCCAAUCAUACAUCGACCGUAAACUGCACGACGAAAAGAGCAUGGCAGACAAACAAGACACUCGAAUCGACGACGCCAACACUCUUCCUAAAGAACUUCUCGAAGAAUCAUACAAAUAUGCCUGCAGAAUGGUGUUCGAGAAAGCAGUUGCUACAUUAAAGUCUCACAACGUCCUCUCAGUACCCGGUUCUGAUCUACGAGCCAUCUGUCUAUAUCAACCACACAAGUGCAAGAAAGACAUCAUGUUCACAAAUAUGAUCUUCACUCUUGCCCUUGGACAGGCAAACGACAUCGAAUACCUCUGGACCAGCGACUCCGACACUUGGGUAUACCCCGAAACUCUAUACCAAGUCAUCGGAUGCAUGUCUGCGGACCCUUUGAUAGGAGGAAGUUGCUCUGCCCUCUCAAUCCACAAUGGACACGAAAGCGUAAUUGCCCAACUAGGAGCAGCGGCCUACUGGACCGAACUCGCCAUUACGCGUGGUCAAACCGGCGCCGUAGACAGCGUAGAUUGUCAACCGGGCCCAUGCGCCGCAUUCCGUCUCAUCGCUCUCGAACCCAUCCUUCUGAAAUGGUACACGCAAACCAGUAUCGGGAUCAAGACCGUAGUCAACGAAGACAGACAUCUAACCACCAACCUAUUGCUCAAUGGCUGGAAAGUCACAUUCAAUACCUCGGCUUUGGCAUCUACUGAUACACCAACCACUCUCCUGCGCUGGCUAUUGCAGCAAAUUCGAUGGGCGAGAGCAACGCACAUCGAGACCUUCCAGUAUCCGCAAGUAUACUCCAUCCACGGACCUAUCCUGUUCGUCACCGCCAUGCGACGCUUCUACGGCCCUCUUAUUAUCGGAGUCUUCACCAUCCGCUACGUCCUCACUGGGUACACGGUUCACACAUACUCCCUCAUCGAUCUCGUGGGCCGCAUCAUCCUCUGCACGGGCUAUAAUUACGCUGUAAACGGGAAGAACGUAAAUGGAAUCACCUACCUUAUCUGCAGUCAGAUCUUCUACCAACUCCCGCUUCCAGGCAUCAUGUUUUGGUCCGUCCUCACAGUUCUAGAAGGUGGCUGGGGAACCAGGAUGAGAAGUCAAGGAGAACAGCGGAAGGAAAGAUGGGCCGGGCUAGAGAACCUGUGGAGUACGAGCGCGGUGGUGCUUUGGAUGGGGUUUGUAGCUGCUGCUAUUGCGAGGUUCGUUGCUUGGAGACUGGUGCCGGAGUUUAUGGUGCCGUUGAUGCUGGUUAGUGCUAGUGCGACGGUGGGUACGUUAUAUUACAAUCUGUUGGCUUGAGUCCUGGUUUCGGUUUGCGAGCAUCGAUUUCAUUGCGUGGCGUUGGGUGGAAAAGCAUAGAUAGAAGCAUGGGAUGGGGUAUAGACUUGAUGACAUGGGCUUCUGCCCUCUUGCCGUCAGGCUUUGACACAUGUUGAUAGAAAGAAAUAACGUCAAAAAACUCUCAAUUUAAGGAUCGAUUCGCUUGGCUGCGGGAUUUCAGCGGAGUCACUGGUGUAUCUCAAUAAGUGUUGGUCCUUGGAAGAUUAGAAGUUCUACGAGCGUUAGCAUUCUAAUCUUCUCUAGCGAGUUGCAGAUUGUGUAUCUAUCGGCAAACUUUAUUGUGUUUAGUCCUUCGGUGUGCUGGAGCUGCUCUUUUCGCUUGCGCAAAUAAACCUGUAUGGCUGCAAUUGCUCACAUCAAGUAUGGUCAGGCGGGGUACAUCGUCACGGCAGUUUUAUGUUCCUCAUAAGAUUUUGAAUACCAAUUCUGUU